AUGGCUUCGUCAGCAGGAACAAAGGUCACAGACCCGCACAACACCAAGCCCGAAUCCGUAGGCGUAGUAACCUCGGACUCCCUGGCCGCCGAAUCUCUCCAAGAAAGCGGCACCUUCGGCUCCGGCAACCCAAACGCCGCAGCCUCCAAACAACCCUCGCACUCGACAACCACAAACAACACCGACACCUCUGGCGCGACCACCCUUCCCCCCGGCUCCUCCGCCGCCGCGCGCGAUGCGCAAAACGGCCAGGGAGGAACCCAGCCCUUGCAAGCCGGUAAAGAACAAGGCAAGAACGCCGGCGUGGGACCUACAUACAAUACCCCCUCCACAUCCUCAUCAUCAUCAACCGGUCCGUCCUCAACCAGCGGCGCAGCAAACGCGUCCAGCGUUCUGGGAACCGUAGCAGGCGGGUACGCCGGGGCCUCGGAGACGGCGCAGAACCCGGGCGUCAAGCAGCCCAAGGGCAAGAACUUGACCGAGGACAGCAACUUGGAGGGUAAGACUGCUUUUGGCGAGGUCGGGACUGAGCAGGAUCCUGGCCGGGUUGCGGAGCAGGCGUUUGCGCAGAGAGCGGCGCAGCCGGGUGCCGAUGCUGGGUACGAGAAGAGUAAGUUGCAGGAUGGGGAGAGCAAGUUUAGUGGGUUGGGGGAUGAGGCUGCGUAGGAUUUUGAGUUGAAAUGCUUGCUU
Messenger RNA from Periconia digitata, 690 nucleotides. Lineage: Eukaryota; Fungi; Ascomycota; Dothideomycetes; Pleosporales; Periconiaceae. The record is from the annotation of a GenBank genome assembly.